Molecule: messenger RNA, 2906 nt
Organism: Neolamprologus brichardi
Lineage: Eukaryota; Metazoa; Chordata; Actinopteri; Cichliformes; Cichlidae
Source: RefSeq, a predicted model, not a curated record
CGCUUUGUGCUGAAACCGUUUCUCUAUCUAACUGCGCUGCUUAUUUGAAAAGCGAGCCCCAAUAAUCGCAGCUUCGGUUUUCACACUGGGGAACGUAUCUACCUGACAUUUAGCUACACGUGUAAUCUACCUGUGUUCUGUUUUUUAUCGCUGUGAGGACCGCUGAAACGCCACUGACCGUCACUUGUCUUAUUGAGUAAUACUGGACUGGAACAAAUUGAGACUGUCAGCUCAUCCCGCCUUUGCCUGGACUGGGGAGUUUAGUGCCUGUGCCUGUUGUAGGCUGUGUGUGUUUGUUCCUCACCAGUGAUUCCUUAUGCUUGAUCGAAGCUGCACCCUGUGUCGUACAGGAUGGAUGGUGUGGACUUAAAGAGACCUGUAUAUCAACAUCAGCACUUUGUGUUCUGCUGCAGUGUUCAGUCCCUCUCCAUUUGUAAGAGAACGCAUCUCGUCUUACACCUUCAGUCCCCGAAAUAUAUUUAUAAAGAUAGUCUUUGAGCAAUAAAAAGGGAGAGCUGGAGAUAGACAUUGUAAAUCUUUCUCUUUUUUUCCUAUUUGAAGCACAGCUAGAUAUUGCUUACAUAAGCCAAAAUGGCAAGCAUGAAAAUAUCCUUAUUUUAAUUUUUCAGUUAUCGUACCUCCUUAACUCUUAGUGUGGGUGGUGGGAUGUCGGAAAAGCCAGACGACAAAAUGGUGAAGUUCCUGGCUCCCCCUCAGAAAAGUGGAAAUGGCCCUAGUUCUGGUUCAGAUUCGAUGGUUGGUGAGGGUCGGCCAGUGGAAGUGAGACGCCGGCAUCACACCAUGGAACGCGAUCGAUGUAACCCUGAACACCGUUUUCUACGUCGCAGUGUCAUCAGUGAUUCUAAUGCCACAGCUUUGGCCCUUCCUUUACCCAGCAAGAUCCCCAUCCCUACGCCUCAGCUGGUUCAGCCACAGGAAGCAGUCCUCCAGCAGCAAAAGACUGCUGGUACUUACUCACCCAAGGCUGAACCAAGUUUAUCUCAAAAUGAGAAGUCUGUGCAUGGUGGAAAAGAGGGAGAAGGAAAAGAUAUAGAAAUAGCCAGGGUGGCUGUAGUGCCUUCACAGCAAGAGCCUGCUAGAGUGCGUGACAUCUGUGAUGGAGAGGCAGUAGUAGCAGCUCACACGACACCCAGCCUGGAAACAGAAUUGCCAAGUCAAGUUGAACCUGAAAGCGGCACUGAGGUGAAGGUACAACACGAGGAAGGAGAGGAGGCAGAUAAGGACGCCAGAGCCCGAGCAGAGGCAGAGCAACGGGAAGCUGAGAAAAAAGUCCAAGAAGACAUCGAGGAGGCUGAAACCAAAGCAGUGGGCACAUCACCUGAUGGACGGUUCCUGAAGUUUGACAUAGAAAUUGGACGUGGCUCUUUCAAGACAGUCUACAAGGGCUUGGACACCGAGACCACUGUGGAGGUGGCUUGGUGUGAAUUGCAGGAUCGUAAGCUUUCGAAGUCGGAACGGCAGCGUUUUAAGGAGGAGGCUGGCAUGUUAAAGGGACUACAACAUCCCAACAUUGUUCGCUUUUACGACUCCUGGGAAGGACCCUCCAAAGGCAGGAAGUGCAUUGUGUUGGUCACGGAGCUCAUGACUUCUGGCACACUCAAAACAUAUCUGAAGCGGUUCAAAGUGAUGAAAAUUAAAGUGCUGCGGAGCUGGUGUAGACAAAUCCUGAAGGGCCUCCACUUUCUUCACACUCGGGCUCCUCCAAUCAUCCACAGAGACCUUAAAUGUGACAACAUUUUCAUCACAGGCCCCACAGGGUCUGUCAAGAUUGGAGACCUGGGACUGGCCACUCUCAAACGCGCAUCCUUUGCCAAAAGUGUUAUAGGUACCCCUGAGUUCAUGGCGCCUGAGAUGUAUGAGGAGAAGUACGACGAGUCAGUGGAUGUGUAUGCCUUUGGAAUGUGCAUGCUGGAGAUGGCCACCUCAGAGUACCCUUACUCAGAGUGCCAGAAUGCUGCACAGAUCUACCGCAGAGUUACCAGCGGGGUGAAGCCAGGCAGCUUUGACAAGGUGGCCAUUCCUGAAGUGAAGGAGAUCAUCGAGGGAUGUAUUCGUCAGAACAAGGAUGAGAGGUACUCGAUCAAGGACUUGCUGAACCAUGCCUUCUUCCAGGAGGAUACAGGCGUGCGUGUGGAGCUGGCAGAAGAGGAGGAUGGAGAGAUGCAAGCUAUUAAGCUGUGGUUGAGAAUUGAGGAUGUAAAAAAACUCAAGGGGAAGUACAAAGACAGCGAAGCCAUUGAGUUUUCUUUUGACCUCAUCAAAGAUGUUCCAGAGGAUGUGGCUCAGGAAAUGGUUGACUCUGGUUAUGUGUGUGAAGGUGACCACAAGACCAUUGCGAAAGCCAUAAAAGACAGAGUUUCUCUAAUCAAUCUUAAGAGGGCUCAGCGGAAGCAGGUCAGAGAAGAUCAGGAGAAGAGAAGGCUUGAAGAAGAACAGCAAUCACAGCAAACAGGCCAACAGUCUGGCAUGGAGGCGACUCAGUCACAGCCCGUUUCACAGCAUGCAUCUUACAUGCCUCCACAGCCUAACCAACACAGCUCACAGAUGUCUGUCCAACCGGCAGCUCAACAGGGCCUUCAGACGUCUAACUACAACACUCCUCAAUCGCAGGGCGUUUCUUAUGUUCCCCAGACAACUGGGCAAAUCCCAGUACAGAAUCAGAGCUUAGCUGCUGUUCAGCCAGAGUCCGAAGAGCCAGAGAGUGACCAGCAGCUGCAGCACACUGGAGGUGGUAUGUAUCAAAGUAACAACACUUAACACUUCAGUGUAUUGAAAAGAAAUAUUGAGUUUAAAAACGGAGUCAAGCAAGCCCCAGUUUUUUUGUUUAGCUAAAAAUAAAAGAGGAAUAAUAACCAGUUUGGUUUUAGUUAGUACCCCACUUGCGC